CCUGAGGGGCGGUGCCGGCAGGGCCGCGGCUCUCGGCACCGGCUGCCGGGGCUGGGGCKGCCCCGCCGGGCUCCGCUCCGGGCUCCUCUGCCGGCCUGGCCAUGCAGCGCUUCACCGUCAACAUCAAGCUGCCGGCGCGGACGCUGACGGGCUCCCUGAGCGCGCCCAACCGCGGCGCGGCGGACUGGGGCUGGCAAGGUUUGAUUGCAUAUGGAUGUCAUUCCCUCGUGCUCGUAGUGGAUGCCAAUUCUGCUCAGACUUUACAGGUUUUGGAAAGGCACAAAGCCAGUGUUGUCAAGGUUAAAUGGGCUAAGGAAAAUUACCACCACAAUAUUGGCUCUCCAUAUUCCUUACGUUUGGCUUCUGCUGAUGCCACAGGGAAAAUCAUUGUGUGGGAUGUGGCAACAGGAACAGCUCGCUGUGAAAUACAGGAACAUUCAAAACCCAUUCAAGAUAUGCAGUGGUUGUGGAAUCAAGAUGCUUCUAGAGAUUUAUUGCUUGCAGUUCACCCACCUAACUAUAUUGURCUGUGGAAUGCAGACACAGGCACCAAACUUUGGAAGAAAAGUUACGCUGAAAACAUCCUGUCCUUUUCAUUUGACCCCUUUGAUCCCUCACAUUUAGCUUUGCUCACUAGUGAAGGAAUAGUGUUCAUCUCUGACUUCUCCCCUUCCAAAGCUCCUGCCAGCUCAGGGAAGAAAGUUUACAUCUCUAGUCCCCAUUCCAGUCCUUCUCACAACAAGCUGGCUGCUGCUACAGGGGCCAAAAAAGCCCUGGAUAAAGUGAAAAUCCURAUCAGUAAUGAAAAACCAAGUGCUGAAUCUGUAACACUCAACGACUGUCUUCAGUUGUCRUAUUUGCCUUCCAAAAGAAACUACAUGCUCUUGCUGUACCCCAGGGAAAUUCUGAUUCUUGACUUGGAGGUGAAYCAGACAGUGGGUGUGAUUGCAAUUGAAAGGACAGGGGUACCUUUCAUACAGGUGAUUCCUUGUUUUCAGAGGGAUGGGUUAUUUUGCCUACAUGAAAAUGGUUGCAUCACGUUAAGGGUUCGCAGAUCCAACUGCAGCAUSACUGCAACUCCAAAUGAGGAGCCAGAUCCAGACCCAGUUCAGGAGCUGGUUUAUGAUUUAAGAAGCCAGUGUGAUGCCAUCAGGGUGACCAAAACAGUUCGUCCCUUCAGCAUGGUGUGCUGCCCAGUGAAUGAGAAUGCUGCAGCUCUCAUAGUCAGUGAUGGCAGRGUGAUGAUCUGGGAAUUAAAAUCCAGUGUUUCUGGCAGAAAUUUGCGCAACAGCAGUUCCAGUGCAUCACCUUUGUAUUCCCCAGUCUCMUUCUGUGGAAUCCCUGUAGGAGCAUUCCAAAAUAAACUUCCAGACCUCUCAUUAGACAGCAUGAUUGGGCAAGGUGCAAGCACUGGAGAAGARUUAAGGAAUUCAUUCCUGCAGGAAGUGCACCUCAAAUUCCUGCUGACAGGACUUCUCUCAGGCCUCCCUCUGCCUCCAUUCGCCAUCCGCAUGUGCCCACCUCUCACAACCAAAAACAUCAAACAGUAUGAGCCCAUCCUUGCUGUUGGUACAAGCAAUGGCUCUGUCCUGGUGUUUCAUCUUACAAGUGGACUCCUCCACAAAGAGUUAAGCAUCCAUUCCUGUGAAGUCAAGGGAAUUGAGUGGAUAAGCUUGACUGGGUUCAUUUCCUUCGCCACUUCAACACCCAACAAUCUGGGACUGGUCAGGAAUGAGCUGCAGCUGGUGGAUCUUCCAACAGGCAGGAGCAUUGCAUUCCGUGGGGAGCGAGGCAACGACGAGCCAGCCAUUGAAAUGAUAAAGGUGUCUCAUUUGAAGCAGUAUCUGGCUGUGGUAUUUAAAGACAAACCACUGGAGAUCUGGGAUGUCAGAACGUGCACUCUGCUCAGAGAAAUGUCCAAAAACUUCCCUACAGCCACUGCUUUGGAAUGGUCACCUUCCCAUAAUUUAAAAAGCCUGAGGAAGAAGCAGCUGGCAGCCAGGGAGGCCAUGGCCCGGCAGACAGUGGCCUCAGACACUGAAGUCAGCAGYGUGGAAUCCUCUGUGAUCAGCUUGUUGCAGGAAGCUGAAAGUAAAUCAGAGCUGAGCCAGAACAUYUCUGCCAGAGAGCACUUUGUGUUCACAGGUGCUGAUGGGCAGGUUUAUCAUCUCACAGUAGAAGGAAACUCAGUGAAAGACAGUGCAAGAAUUCCUCCAGAUGGAAGUAUGGGUAGCAUUACAUGUAUUGCCUGGAAAGGGGAUAUASUGGUUCUUGGAGAUGUUGAUGGAAACUUAAACUUCUGGGAUUUGAAAGCUAGAGUAUCCAGGGGAAUUCCUACACACCGGAGCUGGGUGAAAAAAAUACGGUUUGCUCCAGGGAAAGGAAAUCAAAAACUUCUUGCCAUGUACAACGAUGGGGUAGAAAUUUGGGAUUCAAAAGAGGUACAAAUGGUGAGCAGUUUAAGAAGUGGCAGAAACGUGAAUUUCCGGAUCUUGGAUGUGGACUGGUGCACGUCAGACAAAGUGGUCCUGGCAUCAGAUGAUGGAUGCAUCCGAGUGCUGGACUUAUCCAUGAAACCCUCGUGUUUCAGGAUGGAUGAACAGGAUUUAAUAGAACCUGUCUGGUGUCCCUACCUGCUUGUUCCAAGAGCUUCAUUAGCUUUAAAAGCAUUCCUGCUGCAUCAACCKUGGGAUGAGAAAUAUUCUCUAGAUAUUAUGGACAUUGAUUAUCCAGAGAAUGAAAAUAUUAAAAACCUUCUUCAAGAACAGUUGAAUUCAUUGUCCAAUGACAUAAAGAAGCUUCUGCUUGAUCCUGAUUUUACCCUCCUUCAGAGAUGUCUCCUGGUUGCCAGGCUCUAUGGGGAUGAAUCUGAACUGCAUUUCUGGACUGUUGCUGCCCACUAUUUGCACAGUUUGUGUCAGGAGAAGGCUGCAAAAUCAGACACAGCCAUCCUUCAAGAGCAGUUGGUUAAUCCUCUGGAUAUAUGCUAUGACAUACUGUGUGAAAAUUCUUACUUCCAGAAAUUCCAGCUGGAAAGGGUAAAUCUCCAGGAAGUGAAGAGAUCAACGUAUGAUCAUACCAGGAAAUGUGCUGAUCAGCUUCUUCUCUUGGGCCAGACUGACAGAGCAGUGCAACUGCUGUUGGAAACCAGUUCAGACAAUGUUCACUAUUACUGUGAUUCACUCAAAGCUUGCCUGGUCACAACUGUCACCUCAUCAGGGCCAUCUCAAAGCACCAUUAAACUGGUAGCAACCAACAUGAUAGCCAAUGGGAARCUUGCAGGUAAAAUAUCCCUUUCUCUUAGUCUUGCAAGAGCUGUUUACCAUAUAAUUGAAAUACUUAGGCAGAGAAAGUUACAACUGCUGUGUCUGAUUGACAAGGCUGCUGAUGCCUGUCGCUACCUGCAGACCUACGGCGAGUGGAACCGAGCAGCCUGGCUUGCCAAGGUCCGUCUGAACUCGGAGGAGUGCGCCGAUGUGCUCAGGCGYUGGGUCGAUCACCUCUGCUCCCCGCAGGUCAACCAGAAAUCCAAGGCCAUUCUUGUCCUCCUGUCUCUUGGCUGCUUCACCAAAGUUGCAGAGAUGUUGCACAGUAUGAGGUACUUUGAUAGAGCAGCUUUAUUUGUAGAAGCUUGUCUGAAGUACGGGGCAUUUGAAGUUAACGAUGAUACAAAUAAAUUGAUCCACGCUGUGUAUGCAGAUUAUGCCAGAAGCUUGAAGCUCCUGGGCUUUAAAGAGGGAGCUGUUCUCUUUGCCUCCAAAGCAGGAGAAAGUGGGAAAGAGCUGCUGACUGAACUSAAACAGCCGAAGGAAGAGGUGGUACAGGAAUGAGAAUUCCAUGUUUAUGAGGUUGUCUGUCAGACUGGGGUUCCACUGUGUGAAAAUGCAUUUUUCUCUUGAAUCMCUGUAAUAGUUGAUCUGUGUGAUUUGAGCGAGUCCUGUUAAAUGUGUUCAAAGUUGGGAUUAAGAACUGUGGUGUUUCUUUUUGUUGAAUUUGUCUCCAUUUUCACAAGAGGGGAAAGAAGCUUAUGGUAAAAUUAUACAAGAAUAUUUCCACUUUUUCAGCUGUAGCAAGAAUCAAAUUUAAAAACGUGCUGAAARGCUUCCAUACCUGUGUAAAAGUCUGAUCCAUUUGCUUCUAAAAAUCAAAUCUCAAUACUGUUGUAUUUAUAUGUAUAAAUGAUUGAGUCUGUAUUGUAAAAAUAUAAAUAUGUUUAAAAAUAAAUGUAGAUCUCAAAGCACACAGUUCUUUCCUGGAACAUCAUGUUUUUUCAGUCCAAUUUCUUGUUUAAAAUUACUGUUAUUUUAGAUCAGYUCACUGUGUUGUAAUUUUCAUAACUGUUUGGAAUGGAAUCUUCAACGGGUUCACUUGCAAACAUUACUCUCCUAACAUUCCAGAAAUUAGUGAAAUGUCACUUUUUUCAGUUAAGAUAUUGUUACAUUCCAUUUUAUUUUUAAGGCUGCACUCCAUGCACACCUUGGGGACUGAAUUCUGCCCAUCAGAGAUGGGAGGAGGUUGUACCUCCAGAGCAAGGUGGGCUCCUGCAGCAGGGUCAGGACACUGCUGCUGCUGUCCCCASUCACUCUUUCCUUUGAAUUUCUGAUUAACAGAGAUGAAAAAAACAUUGUGCAAAGCCAAAACGAUGGCUUUUUCAUGAGACACUUCUGCAAACACAUCUUAUGGUCCAGAUACACAAGAAUGCCACCAARAGCCUCUUUUCUCAUUUUUGUGCCAGUAUUUCAGUAUUUAAGAACUUGUUUGCGUUGUUUCUAAAGCCAGGUAUACAUUUUCUGUGUAUUGCUGCAAUUUUACAGCUGAGGGGUGGAUGCUGAUGGUACACUGCCCUUKCAAAUUGAUGGCAUUUAGGCUAAAAACCUAAAUUCUUCCUUUUCCCAGCUUGUUGGAGCUACAGAAGUUUGGUACAUUGUGGUGAAAAGAAUCCUGUAAAAUAUUUGAAUGUAAUUCAUGGUUUGUCUACUUGUAGUAACUGCAUUGGAUUCUUCUUCUGCUCAGUGAUUUGUGGAUUUGUGUUCUGCACUCCAUUGGGACAUCUCCAGCUCCAGAAAACUUUUGGUUCAAAUCUAAAAUAACAUUUCUGUUCAAAYUGGAAAAUGUUUAAUGUUUUUGAAUACAAACUGCAAGUGGGAGUUGGAUCAUUCUGAACAGAAGAGUUAGAACUGCAGUAUGUUGUAUUUGUUCAUGCCACAUCUUACAUACCCCAUUAAAUACCUUUUGUUCAGUGUAUUGUGAAUUGUGCUUAUGUAGGAGCUUUAGCUUGGGAAAAUGAGUGUACAAGGAAAUUUGCCUUAAGUAUUACGUGAGCAACAGAAUUAAUCAAAAUCAACUGUUAUCAGCAGYGGCCUAAAUUCUGGCUCACACUGACUACUACAACUCUCCUCAGUCCCUAYUCUUGUUUUUGUAGCAGAGGUAACGUGAGCACACCCAAACUUGUUCUUUGACAGGUCAUGAAGAGUUGUUUGUCAGUGAGUCUCUGGAAUAAAUCUMCUUUAGUACACUUGGAUUUAUAGCUGAUGUUUUUCAAAAAAACAUUGCAAAGGCCUUUUAAUACUGAAUGUUUCUAUAAACUUGUAAGUGUGCAGGUUGCAGAAUAUUUAGUGGCAUUCCCAACUGGAACUUUUAUGAGGAAAAUAGAGUGUAAUAGUGAUUGAGAAGUUUAUUUAGAUAAUAUUGCAGUCUCAUUACAAUAAUAAA
This is a messenger RNA of Malurus melanocephalus (red-backed fairy wren), 5712 nucleotides long. RefSeq names its product WD repeat domain 11 (gene WDR11). Gene Ontology annotation, molecular function: protein binding. Lineage: Eukaryota; Metazoa; Chordata; Aves; Passeriformes; Maluridae. The transcript has 30 exons. Bases 102 to 3830 code for a protein of 1242 amino acids. Gene Ontology annotation, cellular component: cytoplasm. The record is from RefSeq and is a predicted model, not a curated record.